AUGAUCAUUACUUCCGAGUGGGCGCCUGGAACUGCACUUCCUUUUGUAAGUUUACCUGUGACAGACCCGGAUGCCGGGGAUACACAUACCUAUAGUAUUGACGGAGGAAUCGACGCUGGUUAUUUUGCCAUCAACCAAUCAACAGGCGCCAUUUCAUUUGCUGCUGUUUUUGACGUGUUACCGGCAGAUAGUCCGAAAACAACUGAACUCAUCGUCAAGGCAACCGACAACGGUGGACUAACGGGAACAGCUACCUUGUCAAUAACAAUAACAAAUGUUAAUAAGUCGCCAUAUUUUACAAACAUUCCAAAGACCAUACAAGUCUCUGAGAGUGUCACUUCCGGUACCCAACUAUACGUCAUAUCUACAAAUGAUCUUGACGGGGAUGUCGUACAGGUUUCCAUGACGACAGACACCAUCAUGACGUCAUCUAUCAUCACCUUCAAUUCUACACUCAAUGUGUUGUCCCUUGCCGAUGGCUCCAGUCUGGACCACGAGACAUGCACUGUUCACAACCUGACCUUCGUGGCAUUUGAUGGAACAGACCAGUCAGGUCAACAUACGCUGAUCGUCCAGGUCACGGAUUUCAACGAACCACCGGUUUUUCCAGUACCCAUAUACCAUGUGACAGUUCCAGAGACACUGGCGGGAGGAGCUGUCUUUCCGGGUUCCUCAUUUACGGUAACGGAGGUGGAUGUUGGCGACACGUACACCUACAGUAUAGCCAGCGGAACUGAGGCGGCCUCUUUCGCGAUCCAGGCAUCAACAGGCAAUGUCUCAUUCGCGGUUGACUAUGACGUCUCACCUUUUGAGAGUCCUAAAACGACAGCACUGGUAAUUAAGGCAACCGAUUCUGGGUAUUUGACUGGUACAACAACAUUAUCCGUUACUAUCACAAAUGUAAACAAAUCUCCUUACUUUUCAAACCUCCCUCAGACAGUGACGAUAGCAGAAGAUACCAAUCCUGGCAGUACAGUCUACAUUACUUCCGCUGUUGACCCAGACCAGGAAACAAUUCUAGUGUCUAUGACAACCGACAAUCUCCUGACGUCAUCAAAAGUUUUAUUCAAUGCCAGUAGUGGAAUAUUGACAGUGUUGUCUUCCUUUGAUUACGAGACUUGUACAGUUCAUGUUGUGACGUUCACGGCCUUUGACGGAAUGAUUUAUUCGGAAGCUACUAACCUGACCAUACUAAUCACCAAUGCCAAUGAAAGUCCCGAGGUCGCGCAGACCACCUACUACUUUUCUGCCUCUGAAGGGAAGAUCAAUGACGCGCUGGCACUUCCGGUUCCGAUGUACCCUGCCAUUGAUCCGGAUGGUGACUUCCCUUUGUCAUACAGCCUCGUUCCAAACAGCCAUAGCUCAUAUUUUGUCAUCAAUGCAACAUCUGGUGUAUUAUAUUACACAGUAGACUUCAUUUGCUCGCUUUUGUCCCCGGAUUUAGCCGAGCUCGUCACAAGAAUAUCGGAUCCGAAUGGGAGAUACACAGACACCAAUAUCAAAAUAUCUAUCUCCCAUACCAACACCAAACCACAAGCCAUGAAUCUACCGGCCAAUAUAACUUUCCCAGAAUCCUAUGCGACGGGCGGCUUCCUGUAUGCGGUGAAUCUGUAUGACCCGGAUGGAGAAUCCAUGACCUGCAGAUUUCUCUAUUCUCCGUCCUCAGCUUAUGCAACGUUUGCAAUUUCUCAGUCUGGUUCAACUCUUAACGUUUCGUUGUCCGGGACAUUUGAUACCGAGGUUACCUCCCUUUAUACGAUUAAUAUUAUCAUUUCCGACGGAAUUGAAGACUCCGAUUCUUAUGAAUUACAUAUUAUUAUCUCAGAUGUAAAUGAACCGCCGUCAUUUUCACAGAGUUUCUACGACGUCACAACGCAGGAAGAUAAGAAUGGAACAUUGAUCUCCAAUGCUAUCACUUUUGAUGAUGAAGAUGUUGGAGAUAUCCUUUCAGUUUCGAUAAAAGAUGGCAACAGUCAACAGAGAUUCUAUCUUGACGUUUCAGCAAAACUUUUCUUUUAUGCUGAUUAUGAUGUGGAUGAUACGUUCUUUCCUAAUGUUGUAAAUUUGACCCUAGAGGUCAAAGAUUCAGGAUUGCUCUCCGCUACAACAGUAGUGAGAGUAACGAUUGCAGAUGUCAAUGACAAUGUGCCAGAAUUUGAAACUGCACAAUAUGUUCAUUCUACGUCAAACUCGGCUGUAGGGUCAACGGUAUUAACAGUGACCGCCUCAGAUCUGGACAGUGGUCUAAACGGCGCAUGCGUAUACCUGCUUGACACUUCUAAUUCAAAUCCAUACAAGGAUACUUUUGCCGUGUCGGAAUCUGGAUCUAUUUUGCUCAUGCAGUCUAUAAACGAUUAUGCUUCUGAUCAUGUUUUUAUCUUUGACGUCAUUGUGUCUGACAAAGGUACACCGUCCCUUUCAUCAACAUCUGAAGUCAGACUUAUAAUUACACAAGACGUUGUUAUUGAACAGGCUGCAACAAGUGCGCAAGUCACAGAACAAGAAGAAGUAGAUGUUGCCAGCCUGAUGACUAGACCAGAAAUAUUGGGUAUGAUCGCGGCGGUCGUCGCUGGCAUUGUUUUAACAGCCAUAGGUAAUAUUGUCUGCUGGUUACGUAUGGCAAAAGCUACUGGAAAGGAAACACCUAACCCCGAAUUAACCAAAGUUGGGAAAAAUGACGUAGAUGAAAUCAAAAAUCCGUUGAACAGCAAAACCAAGAAGACUCGUGUACCUAAUCCACCCCUCAAGAAGCCAAAAAUGCCACGUUCGCUUUCUACCGAUACCCAAGUGGAGGACUACAGCUGCUGGGAUGAAAUCAGUGGAAAAUCAAAACUCUCUCAAACAUCCUCCGACCCCGGAAUUUCAACAUCACGGAUUGAGGUGUUGACGCCAUUUGAUACACCGAGUCAUCCGAGAUUGUCACGAACGACAAGCAUCACGCAAUAUGUGAGUCACAUGACUGGCAAAAAAACUGGUGGAUUUUUAUAGAUUUCCCUGACUGUUGUGAUAAUGACCGACGUGAAAAAUCCUAAUCAGAAAGCUAAAAAAAUCGUAUUCAUGGCAUUACCAUCAGGAAGUACUUGCUACUCGAUAUUUGAUGAUUUUCAAAUCACAAAUACGAAACAAAGACAGUCAUAUAAUAGAUCUGUUGAUCACUUUGAUCAGCCAAAUAUCAUAAGUUACUAUGUUCAUGAUAUCUUAAAUGUAUAUAUCCUCUUGAAAGGGGACAUACGCAUAUAUGAAAUAGUAUGGCUUUUAAUGUGACAAUGUGAAGGGAUCAUGUCUAUUUACUUCUUUUGAAACUGUUGAUUUUUAUGACGUGUUCAAAUUAAGCGAUUAUAGACUUAAUUGUUGUUCCGGUAUAUAUCUUACACUUGUACAUGUAUUUACUUUUAUUUUUAUUUAUUUUUGAUGUUUCAACGGCCUUUUAAACAUCGAUGAAGUGCCAAUUCAUGGGGGUGUCGGUUCUGAUGCUAGCCGGCCCAUGUCAGAUCUUUAAAAUGCCUAUAAAACAUCGCAAACCUUUAAAAAUUAGUAUCCACUUUAGAAUAUUUUUAAAUCGUUCCUCUAAUGUAAAUAUGCAGAAGUCAAAUACCGAUUGUAAAAUUGACUAUACACGUUCUUAAACUGUCACGUGUUAAUGGAGCAGUACAUUUUUGAUGUUAUACUUAUAAUCGUAUCAAAUAAGGUUUUAUGUUGAAUAACAUAUAUAUACAUUGUAUGUCUC
Pecten maximus is the source of this 3727-nucleotide messenger RNA. RefSeq names its product protocadherin Fat 4-like. The transcript has 11 exons. Gene Ontology annotation, cellular component: plasma membrane. NCBI's taxonomy places the organism in Eukaryota, Metazoa, Mollusca, Bivalvia, Pectinida, Pectinidae. Bases 1 to 2988 code for a protein of 995 amino acids. Gene Ontology annotation, biological process: homophilic cell-cell adhesion. Gene Ontology annotation, molecular function: calcium ion binding. The record is from RefSeq and is a predicted model, not a curated record.